CUGCUGGCACUGUGCAAGCUGCCAGAGACAGUUAAUUGGGUGCCUGGGUCCUUCCUGUCUCCAGCAAACCCCAGUGACAGCAGUUCCCCUGAGGCCAGCGGGUUUCGUCACAUGGGUGAGGGUUCCCAGACCUAGCAAGGUGCUUGGGGCUUCCUGAGACGAAACCCUGUGGGGAUGCAGUGGAGACGGAAAGUCAACUAAGAAAUUAAUUAAAUGCAGCUUGCAAGUGGCAUGGGGGAAUGGGCAUCACUGCAGAGGGCAUGGAUUUCCCCAUUAUUUCCCCAUCCUUCAAAAAAAUCAGGGUACAUGCUUUCCCCUGCUUGGUCCUGAGUGCCUGCAGUCCACGCGGCCCAGCCCUGUUGGUGGGGUGGGCAUCCCAUGUAACCAGUGUUGUACUGUGAAAAGGGGCUGGGGGAAGCCGCAGAGGCGAAGGGCAGUGAAGUGCAUCUCUGGCACUGAGGCGUGCAGGUCGAGGGGCUCAAUUUCAGGCCAGCAGUUAGAGGCUGAGCCAGGACUACGGGCCAGGACAGGGAGUACGGUUAUGUCAACCAACUGUGGGAGAGAAGAUCAUCCUGCCACACCUAAUCCUAGCAAAAACUCCUACAUAAUUGCUGAGCCAGCUCUAUUGGCAUUUGGUGUUUGUAUCAUGGAUCAUCAAGAUAAGCUUUCUCCCAGAACGUAACUUCUCUUGCUGGUAGCAACGGCUCCUGAGCACCCCCUCACCCCUGCCUGCGGAGGCUGCUCCUGCCUGGUCCUCCCAUGCCACAUCUCUCUGCACCCAAACCUGCUGGGCUGUCUCACAGCACCUCUUGCUGCCUCCCUGACAUACCUUUGCCUAUUACUAAAUAUUAACUCAUCACGUCUAAAGAGGGAGGUAAAAGCCACACACAGCACCUUCAAGGCAGCACGGCACCAGCAUGCACAUGCCACACGCGCCUAGGCUAGUGUGAGUCAGUGGCAGGGCUGGGGGACACAUCCUAGUGCCAGUGCUGUGAUCCAGUUUUCCCAGUAACACGGCGUCCUCCUUCGUUGUAGGCUUGGGAGAUCAUCGAGUGUCUGGCAGUGACGGUGACAGUAAUCGCCUCUGCGGGAGGUGACUAAAACCAAAGAGAAGGAAAGACGACGAAUGUGCAAAUGACAGGGGCAGAAACAGCUGUCCCGUUGGUAAUCUUCAUGGUAGAGAUGCUUUUGGAGAGCUUAGUGGGAAACUGAAAUGACUGAGGUUUCACACAUUGCUUAGGCUGAAUCCCUCUUCGGCCCCUUUUGAAGUACCCCUGGUAUCAGCAACCAGCUCCGGAGGCUGGGACACCGGGCAGGAGGAAGGGACAGCAGCGAAGGUGUCGUGCUCCUGGAGCAGCCUCUUGCACAUCAGCCAGCCCAAGGCCAUUUCACCCUCCAUUGGCGUGUCCCUCGGUGCUGGAAGGUGGGCCAGCACGGCCCCCCACUGCAGUACGUGCCUCCUCUUGCUCCUGGGACGAGAUGGCCGCCCUCAUCGCUGAGAACUUCCGCUUCCUCUCCUUGUUCUUCAAGAGCAAAGAUGUGAUGAUCUUCAAUGGUUUGGUGGCCCUGGGCACGGUGGGGAGUGAGGAGCUCUUCUCAGUUGUUGCCUUCAACUGCCCCUGCUCCCCUGCCCGCAACUACAUCUAUGGGCUGGCCGCCAUCGGCGUCCCGGCCCUGGCCCUCUUCCUCAUCGGCGUCAUCUGGAACAACCACACCUGGAAUCUGGUGGCCGAGUGCCACAAGCGUGGCACCAAGAACUUCUCUGCCGCCGCCACCUUCCUCCUCUUCGGCUCCAUCAUGGGCCGGGCGGCCGUGGCGCCCGUCACCUGGUCAGUCAUCUCGCUGCUGCGCGGAGAGGCUUACAUCUGCGCCCUCAGUGAGUUUGUCAGGCCGUCCUCCCUGGACAAGUUCCCGGCCGAGCAUGGGGCUGAGGUGCUGGCCAGGUUCCCCUGUAAAGACGUGCCGGCGAACCUCACCAAGUUCAGGGAUGAGGUGACGCGGAGGCUGAGAUAUGAGUCCCAGCUCUUUGGCUGGCUGCUCAUCGGCAUCGUCGCGGUCCUGGUUUUCCUCACCAAGUGCCUGAAGCACUGCUGCUCGCCGCUGAGCUACCGGCAGGAGGCUUAUUGGGCCCAAUACCGCUCCAACGAGGACAAGCUCUUCCGACGCACGGCCGAGGUCCACUCCAGGAUCCUGGCAGCCACGAACGUGAAGCAAUUCUUCGGCUUUGUGGCGCUGGACAAGGAGGAGAAAGAGCUGGUGCAGGAGUUCCCGGUGGAGGGCGUCCAGCCGAGCCCCCAGUGGAAUGCCAUCACGGGUGUCUACAUCUACCGGGAGAACAAGGGCUUCCCCCUCUACAGCCGGCUCCACAAAUGGGCCAAAGGGGUGGAAGGGAAUGGGCCAAGCCCAGAAGGCCACGAAAUGCUCUUUUUGGCUUCCUAAGACAGAUGGGCGCUGGCAGCGGUUCCCCAGACCACCUGGCAGGCCUACCAGUAUCGGUGCAUGGCCGAGGGAUUCACUGGGAAUAUUCCUCCCAGCAGGAUUACUUCUCUCAGCCGGUAAAUAGGGACCAACAGCCUCAAGGUAGAGACUGAUAAGCAAUACACUGAGCUGGGGCACCCCUCCCUUGCAGACAACCAUCUCAUUGCUGCUCCCAGAGACACGAGGGGAGCAAAGAGCAGGUGCACACCUUACCUCCAGGCUGCCAGUGUACCCUGCUGUCUAAUGCACCAUCAGAAGCCUUGGGGAGCAAGAGGUGGGCACGACAUUUCUAACUGUAACUCCUGCAGUCCCACUUGUCUCUCCCAUGGCAGGGUCAGCCCCAGCCAUCCCACACACCUACUUGUUUUAUUGGCAUUGGUAUCUUCUUAACGCAGUUGUGCAGCGCCUGUUACGCAGGCAGGUCUCAGAGCACUUUACAGACUUUACAGCGCAGGGAAAAGAGGGAAGCAGUGGGUAAAUUCCUGUGGCAAGGGGGAUGCAACAGCACCUGGGAAGGAAUGGGUCAGUAAUACAGCAACACGCUGAAUAACUGAGAGACUAAGGCAGGAGGAAUCACCAAUAUUCCCAGUAUUCAGAAAGAGACUCUGUAAUUACCAAGUUGGAAUUUGGGUAGGACACCAAACUCCUUUUGCUCUUACUGCAGUGCCUGGCAACCUCUAAUGAGCCCAAGUGGCUGCAACCGUAAGUUUAUAAACCCAGAAGACGGCACCAGCAGCAGAAUAGCUUUUGGGCAAGGUGGCUCGGUGGAGGCUGAGAGGAAGCAGUCCUCUGUCUGCAGCUCAUUGCAUCUCUCAACCAACCACUGGAUAAGAGCCCUGCUUGUUUGGGUUGCGAGUUGCAGCAAGACCUUAAGCAGAAUUAGAUUUACAUAUGUGUAUAUAUACACACAUGCAUAUAUAUAUAUAGUGUAGAUACUAUGUAAUUGUAGUUAGUUAGCUGUAUUAAUGGAGCAUCGUUCUUCAAAGGAAAGGGGAUGGGGAAAUUGCCAGCUGAAAGACCACAUUACAUGCACCCAUCUGCUGCACUGGGACUGCAGCCCUGGAGUGAUGAGGGACAGUAGGAACGGGAUGAGGGGAGCAGCCCUCUCCCUAUCCUUCUACCACUGAAUUUUCUUAAGCUCUUUCUACUGGUCUCUUUUACGGACUUGGCCAUACCCUGAGAAAGUAAAGCCAGAAAGGUGUAAAAUUAGUGCCUUCACCAUGACACUGUGCUGACUAUGGCUUCAAGGCACUGCACAGUCCCUUUUCUCCUGAGGGUCAGCCCUUCAUACCCAACACUGUUUCAAGAGCUGGCAGGACAAUGAAGUUUGUUUUUCCUAUUUGUACUGUUUCUUUAUAGGUACAACUUCCUUUUACACUGUGCCAUUUACCAAAAAGCCUUAAGUUGUUAAAAAAAUGACUUAAACCCACAGAACUCAGAGAGUCUUACACACAAGGAGAUUUGAAAUAAAUUAUUAAAUUAGAGUUA
Messenger RNA from Harpia harpyja (harpy eagle), 3966 nucleotides. RefSeq names its product calcium homeostasis modulator family member 2 (gene CALHM2). Bases 1480 to 2439 code for a protein of 319 amino acids. The transcript has 2 exons. NCBI's taxonomy places the organism in Eukaryota, Metazoa, Chordata, Aves, Accipitriformes, Accipitridae. Gene Ontology annotation, molecular function: monoatomic cation channel activity. The record is from RefSeq and is a predicted model, not a curated record.